AUGACAUCGAGGGCUAACUUGAACGGGGAGCACGGACCACCGCGGCGCCCACCGCCCGCACAUGCACAGUCCCACCACCAACACUACAACCCAACGACGUCGGCUAACUUGAACGGGGAGCACGGACCACCGCGGCGCCCACCGCCAGCACAUGCACAGCCCCACCACCAACACUACUACCCAACGACGUCGGCUAACUUGAACGGGGAGCACGGACCGCCGCGGCGCCCACCGCCAGCACAAACCCACCACCAACACUACUACCCAACGACGUCUUCCUCCGCCUCUUUCAAAGGUUGCUGCUGCUGCCUCUUCCUCUUGUUCUCCUUCUUGGCCCUCCUAAUCCUGGCUGUCGUUUUGGUCAUCAUCUUGGCCGUCAAACCCAAGAAGCCCUCCUUCGAUCUCCAACAGGUCGGCGUCCAGUACAUGGGCAUCAACACGCCCACUCCCUCCACCGUCGCCGCCGCAGAAACCAACCCCUCAACGAACCCCACCACCUCCGCCUCCCUUUCACUCAACAUACGGAUGCUCUUCACGGCGGUGAAUCCCAACAGGGUCGGUAUCAAGUACGGCGAGUCCAAGUUCACCGUCAUGUAUCGCGGGAUCCCGCUGGGAAAAGCUUCCGUCCCCGGGUUCUUCCAGGAGGCCCACAGUGUCAGACAAGUGGAGGCCACCAUUGCCGUUGACCGUGUCAACCUGCUCCAAGCCGACGCUGCCGAUUUAGUCAGGGACGCUUCCUUGAACGACCGCGUCGAGCUCAGGGUCUUGGGUGACGUCGGCGCUAAGAUCCGCGUCUUGAACUUCGAUUCCCCCGGUGUUCAGGUAUCGGUGGACUGUGCAAUAGUGAUAAGUCCAAGGAAGCAGUCUCUCACUUACAAGCAGUGCGGUUUUGACGGUUUGAGUGUCUAAAGAAGGCACUCAGCUCACCUUACCUUAACAGUAACAAGUUCUUCCUCCCCUUCUCCUUUCUCUCACUUUUUGGAUUGUUUUUUUUUUUGUAUUUUCUAUCACAAUUAGAGAGGAAGAUGGGAAAGGCUGGAAACAACCUCUCGCAUGGGAUGGAAUAGUUCCUAAAGCAAAGGCAGCUGAAUUUUACAAAAUUACCACAAAAAACAAAGAAAAAAAGAAAGAAAAAGCUUCCCCAAAGAUUUUUGCAGGAAAGAAUUUCAAAAAUUGGUAUGUUAAGUUUGAUGAGGGAGAGUUUGGUAAGUGCGUGUAAAUUGUAAAUGUAAAAGUGUGGAAUUUGAGGGCAUUUAAAACUUGCACAACAUCAUCAUCAUCUUAUGUUGCCGCUCCACCACCGCCAUUGUUAAUCUUCCUCUGAAUUCUUUAUGUUCGCGCCCCCAAUGGUUUAAAGGCUUAAUUAUUGAUGGGCUUGUAUACAAAUUACAAUUACUGUCUUAAGUGCAGUCAUUUCAUACCAGCUUUAAUA
This is a messenger RNA of Juglans microcarpa x Juglans regia, 1432 nucleotides long. Its product is annotated as NDR1/HIN1-like protein 13. The record is from RefSeq and is a predicted model, not a curated record. Gene Ontology annotation, cellular component: plasma membrane. Bases 1 to 909 code for a protein of 302 amino acids. Lineage: Eukaryota; Viridiplantae; Streptophyta; Magnoliopsida; Fagales; Juglandaceae. The transcript is spliced from 2 exons.